This is a messenger RNA of Armigeres subalbatus, 1888 nucleotides long. RefSeq names its product probable maltase. The record is from RefSeq and is a predicted model, not a curated record. NCBI's taxonomy places the organism in Eukaryota, Metazoa, Arthropoda, Insecta, Diptera, Culicidae. Gene Ontology annotation, biological process: carbohydrate metabolic process. The coding region runs from base 44 to 1792 and encodes 582 amino acids. The transcript has 3 exons.
CAGUUAGUAUGUCGAUGAAGGGGAAUUCAUUUACUUACUGAACAUGGGACAUAAUAUAGUGCUGGUCAUUGUAAUCAGCUUCGCAAUAGGGCUCGUGGUGGCAGUGGACGAACAUUGGUGGCAACAUGCCAACUUUUAUCAGAUUUAUCCCCGAUCGUUCAAAGACAGCGACGGCGAUGGGGUUGGUGAUCUUCGUGGUAUUAUGGAGAAGGUGAGCUACCUCAAAAAGGAUCUCGGACUCGACGCGAUCUGGCUAUCACCAAUUUUCAAAUCUCCUAUGGCAGAUUUCGGAUAUGAUAUCUCAAACUUUACGGAUAUUCAUCACGAAUUUGGAACGAUCGCUGAUUUGGAGAACCUUGCUCAGGAGUGUAAACGGCAGAACCUGAAAUUGAUUCUAGAUUUCGUGCCAAAUCACAGCAGUGAUGAACAUCCAUAUUUCACUAAGUCGGAAAAGCGAGAAGCUGGUUACGAGGAUUAUUAUGUGUGGCAUCCGGGAAAAAUGGUUAACGGAAAGCGUGAACCGCCAUCAAACUGGAUUAGUGUUUUCCGUGGAAGUGCUUGGCAGUGGAGUUCGGUGCGUGAAGAAUACUAUUUACAUCAGUUCGUAGUCAAGCAGCCUGAUCUUAACUAUCGUAGUGCGAAGGUUGUAGAAGAUAUGAAAAACGUUCUCAGAUUUUGGCUCGAACGCGGUGUAAGUGGGUUUAGAGUUGACGCCUUGCCGUAUUUGUUCGAGAGUGAAAUGGUCAAUGGAGUAUACCCCGAUGAACCGAAAUCUAACGAUACCGACGACCCAGACAAUCCGACAUAUCUGUUGCAUCCAUAUACGCAGAAUUUGGAUGAAACUUUCGACAUGGUAUACCAGUGGCGCGCGGUAUUGGACGAGUUCAAAGCAUCGAAUCAUUUAGAGGAAGAUUUGAUUCUAAUGAUUGAAGCUUACACACCUUUAGAAAACAUCAUAAGACUGUAUGGAGAUGCAGAGCAUGUAGGUGCUCAAAUUCCAUUUAACUUUGAAGUUCUGAGUAACAUUUUCAAAGAAAGUACAGCAAAAGAUUUCUACACCUACGCUAUGAGAUUCUACAAUGCCCUUCCGGUAGAUCAGUUUGCAAACUGGGUGCUCGGCAAUCAUGACAAUAAACGUGUUGCUUCCCGAUUGGGCGUUCAACGUGCCGACUUGUACACAAUUGCGCUCAAUACUCUACCGGGCAUAGCGGUGACCUACAACGGCGACGAACUGGCCAUGGAAGACGUGUACAUCCCUUGGGAAGAUACCGUGGAUCCUGCUGCGUGCAAUUCAAACCCAAGGGACUUCAUGCUGUAUACCCGAGAUCCCGUUAGAACACCAUUCCAGUGGGACGAUUCUGUCAGUGCCGGUUUCUCCACCAAUCCCAAAACGUGGCUGCCAGUUUCACCCUACUACAAGUUGAACAACUACAAACUGCAGAAAUCCGCACCCAGAAGCCAUGUGAAAAUUUUCAAAUCCCUCGUGAGGCUUCGCAAGCAGAGAACCUUGAGGGAGGGGACUUUCGAUAUCAAACUGAUUGAUGACAAUCUGCUUGCCUACAGGCGAGAACUUGAGAACGUCAGCACGAUCGUUGUAAUUUUGAACUUCCACAAAUCUGCUCGAACUGUAAAAUUGUCCGACGCAUUCGAUGGUUUACCGUUAGAGUUUGAAAUCAUAACAUCUUCACUGCAGACGAACUAUGUUGAUGGCUCAGUUUUAGAACGGGAUCAAAUCGUACUACCAGCCGAGGCCGGCAUAGUCCUGGAAGGCAAUGUGAAGUAUGGUGUUUAGAUUGCUCAGCGAAAAUAUACGAUUAUUGUUAUUGCUUUUCAAAUGUAUAUGUUUUGUUGCAAAAUUUUAAGAAUACACCAAAAGAUUUUAAAAAUU